AUGAAGAUCUUCACGCUUGCCUCAGCCUUCCUGGCUACAGCUCUCGCUGCUCCAGCUACACUGGCACCAAGCGACAUCACACCACGCACCUUGAGCGUUCUCAAAAACUUCGCCAAAUGCCCGACAAACCCUGCCCAACCUGACGGCAAACUCCCCAAGGGCAACAGCAUCUCCACCUCAGCCCUCGUCCCUAUAUCUGCAAAGAAUCCCGACAAAGCAUAUCCGACCACAGAAUGGGCAACCGUAACCCCUAAAGACAAAUGCACGAUCUUCAACCUCGAGCUCGAUUCCGACGCUACCCAGGGCAAGAUCUGCAACCUCGUUUUCGACUUCCCCUCUCUCAUCCAAGCACCCGGACUCUUCAUCUUCAAGGGCCCUGGCCGAUUUACGUUCACCGGUUACGACAUCAAUGCUGGUGCAGAGGCUGGCGUUACCACAUACAACCACCAACCGCGUCCAGGUCCAAGCCCACCGAACCCGCCGCCAGUCAUAAAGCCAGGCAACAGCUACAUUGUCAACGGUGCGCCGUGUGGAAUCCCUCCCGGUAUCGGCAAGGUGACCGUCAGUGGAGCGUUGUGUUCUGAGGACACCACGUUGACGUUCAAGCAAAGUGAUUUGUUCUGUCCCUUGGGCUUCUACGUUGUGCUUACUGAUGAUCCUAAUGCGGGAGGGUAUGCGCCUCACUAA
Messenger RNA from Alternaria atra, 687 nucleotides. RefSeq lists its product as uncharacterized. The transcript has a single exon. The record is from RefSeq and is a predicted model, not a curated record. Bases 1 to 687 code for a protein of 228 amino acids. Lineage: Eukaryota; Fungi; Ascomycota; Dothideomycetes; Pleosporales; Pleosporaceae.